AUGGCUUCUCUCAUGCAGUCUGUCCCAGCCUCCGCCGUUCGCAAGCAGUCGACGGUCGUGUCAGGCUAUAUUCAACGCGCUGCGCAGCCCGUUGCCUCCUUCGCGAUACGUAGCUCAGUGUCUUGCAACUGUUCCCAAUCUAGAUUGAUCAGCUCUCAAACAGCUUUCCAAUCUCAACGCGCUUCUUCCAAAUCAUCCUUUUCCACGCAGCAACGCCGGACAUUCCUCGCCCAACUGAAGCGUCAAUCCCAAACCCUCAAAGUGAACAGCACUCCCAGCAUCACCACCCCUCCCCCAGCAGCCGCCAACCUGUCCCUCACAAACCUCCCAUACUUUGUUCGCCGGACACCGUCAAACCAACUUCCCAUUUACCUCGUCACCAAGGCCGGCGGGACCAAGCAGCAGACCAAGAUUCAGAAGACAGAAGGUGAUCUGGACGCUUUCAGACGCGACCUUGCCCUGUACCUGGGACUCGAGUCCGCCGAGCGCAAUGCUGCAAAGAGCUCCGAUAUUACCAUCAACCGACUAACCGGGCACAUCAUCGUCAAGGGCUGGCGAAAACCCGAAAUCCAAAAGUUCAUGCUUGAGCGUAAUUUCUAA
Molecule: messenger RNA, 600 nt
Organism: Aspergillus mulundensis
Lineage: Eukaryota; Fungi; Ascomycota; Eurotiomycetes; Eurotiales; Aspergillaceae
Product: mitochondrial 54S ribosomal protein mL49
Exons: 3
Coding region: 1-600 (199 amino acids)
Biological process (GO): translation
Cellular component (GO): ribosome; mitochondrial large ribosomal subunit
Molecular function (GO): structural constituent of ribosome
Source: RefSeq, a predicted model, not a curated record